Messenger RNA from Branchiostoma belcheri (Belcher's lancelet), 3412 nucleotides. RefSeq lists its product as uncharacterized. The record is from RefSeq and is a predicted model, not a curated record. NCBI's taxonomy places the organism in Eukaryota, Metazoa, Chordata, Leptocardii, Amphioxiformes, Branchiostomatidae.
AUGCGAAGUCUGGUUACCACGGUUUUGCCUCUUCACUCGUUCUGGUGGUUUUACCCAAAUAUGGCAAACGGGCAGGAUCCGGGAACGGACGUCCGUCCCAAGAAGCAGUACGUCGCCGGUUUCCUGGAUCAAGCAACUUCCGCCAUCAAGUUGAAGCUCAAGCACAUGGCUGAAGCCAACAAGAGAGGGUUCACCAUCAACAAACUCACCACCCCCUUCAUCGGGCUACUCAUCAAGAUAUCCAACACCAAGAUAGUCGUGAAAGUUCCCCUAGACGAUAUCUGCACGCAGUGCUACAAGGAGAACCUAUUCGGAGACAAGACGAGAAGGAAAAAGAUAGAACAAGCGGCCGCGCCCUACCUGAAACCUUUGGUUCACUCAGACUUCUAUACGUCGCACCCAUAUAUCUACCCGUACAUAAUUCCUAUGUGCAAACUGAAUACGAAGAUAUUUUACGUUGAGACAGACUGGGUAGAUGCAGAGUUACAGCUAUUACUGGGUAUGCAGGUACGAAAGCCCGAAGGUUCACAAGAUCCUCGGCUGAAAAUCAGCGAUGUUUCGCGCUGGACUUGCAGUGCUGAGAGCCUUUCGCUGAUAGCAUGCUGCAACAUGGCGGCAACAAAAUGGCUGAAGUCGUUUGAAGAAAAGGAGGAAGGCGUUCUAAUGUCAGUGAUGACGCUUUCAGAUCUUGCUUGUGGACUGUUAUACGCUUUUCAUAUGUUGUACAAAAAAGGAGGAGAAGAAAUGCCGAAGCCGAAAGGAGAAGGAGACGUCAUUGUUGUCCUUCCCGUUCCAACCGUCUUUUUUCUCACCACCUCCAAAAACUACGCGGGGCUGUGUUACAUUGGCAAAGAGGUACUCCGCUUUGUGGAUGACCCGGAAGUGAUUACCACAAAGGCCAUGCGGAUGACCGAAUACGUGGAUGAGAAGGGGGAGAAAUUACAGCGUUUCCGGUUGUACCGUCCGAACGUGACGUCAGAGGAAGGCUCGGUUCCGGAAAAUGCCGAACAGUUGGCGAUGCUUUCCGACGCUUUGGAGAACAUCCGACGGGAAAAGGACAGAAAUAACUCGUCAACGAAGGAGGAGGAGGAGAAAGAAGAGGUUUGCGAGACUUCUACCAGCUCUGACGACACUGACGAGCUUUUGGAGGAGUUGAAAGAAACGAACCAAGAACUACAAGAACUCGAAGAAGAGAAAGAACAAUUUCGAAAGAAAGUACAGAAUGUGCUUGCCCAACACGAGAAGUACACAAAUGAAGCCACAGGACAACCUCUUACUUCGGAAGACAUCGAAAAACUUAACGCAUUGCUACACAGAGUUGACAAUCUUCCUGAGUCAGUUACGACAGACUCUGAAACCAGCGAAUCGUCGUCUGACGGGGAUAAGACUAGACCUUCUUCAGAAGAAUAUUACGACGCAAAUGAGGCCAUCAAUGGAUACAGGAACAACUCCUAUCAGUAUCUGAAGCAAGCACAUACAACCAGUGAUGAGACCUGUAACAAGUCCAUGACUGAUUUCGCGAGUGGACAAAACGUCACUCCGGUCCAAACCGGUUAUAACCGGUUUGAAGGCGCUACAGAAAGAGGAGGGGUCUCGAAACUUGUCCAGACAUUUGAGAACAUGGCUAAAACGAAGCAAGGGCACACCUAUGCAACCCGUCGUGGCUCGACUCCUUCUGUGGCUGUCGUAUCGCCCAUACCGAGAGAACUGAACGACUCCGAUGUAAGCAACCAGAGCGCCAACUUCAAGACCCUGGAUUCAAGCUUUGGCAGCGAGGAAGAUACGAAGGUGACUUCGUGGCUCAAGCGAUGUUGUUCCACGCCCAUGGCGGGAAGGGGCCGGGCGCGGGGCCGGGUUGAGAGAACAACACCCCCCGGUGUGGAGAGGAGCAGUCUUGGGUCCAGCAAAUCCGCUAGCGACGUUUCGGUACCACCUUUCGUCCGCUCUCCGCAAGACGACCAAAGCUUUUCAAACGGUUUUCUAGUAGACGGAAACGACGGUGAAAACACGUCUCAGUGUUCGACCAAUGAGCUUCAAAUAGUUGGUUCGACCAAUGAGCGUUCGGAUGGCGGAGCAACUGGUUGGGGGUCUUGGUUAGGAAAAAAAUGGCCCGGCAAGGUCAAGAAACAGGUGAUGUCGUUCUUCGGUCUCAAAAACGAAGAAACACCGAAAGUGUCAACGUCUGAUCUCACGGUCGCCAUAGUAGAGGAACUAGACCCCCACAACGCUUCGUUCGUACAAAGAACGCAGGCAUCGGUGUACACAUCUACAUGUACCGAGCCACCGCGAGCUGCAUCCGCCGUGGAUACCACGGAGUCGCCGGCGGCGUCAGGUGGACUUUCAGCCGGCAGUUUCAGUCGGGAGAUCCGGCACUGCCUGGACGGUACCGUUGACGUGGUGUACAGCGAAGACAAGCGGGACCAGUUGUUAGAUAGUGUGGGAGACAUACAGAAGCGUUACCGCAUCGAACCCGAUCAUCCUAACAUCCCCCAACCCACUAAUAAAGCAGAUAUAAGCCCCGAGAUCAGGCACUGUUUGGACGGCACCGUUGACGUGGUGUACAGUGAGGACAAGCGGCACCAUUUGCUGAACGGUACGGGCAACACGCACAGGCGGUACCGCAUCGACCCCAACCCCGACAAGCCCCCGCCUUCCAAUGCGGUAGAUAAAACGAGCCGUCCUCCGUCUACCGAACGUUCAGAUUCUCUCCGGCAGAAAAGUUGUAGCGCCGAAAAGAGAGAUCAACAAAAAGCUUACGAAUUCCCUCCAAUACGGAAGAUCGCCGACUUUCAAAAUGGCGGAAUCACCGACUUUCAAAAUGGCGGAAUCGUAUCCACCGAACCGCUAUCCAAGGCCAUCGCGGCGUCCCUAGCAACAAAAUGGCCGUCAGUAAAGGACGCACUUCUCGACGAUGACACUAAAACAGGUACCACAGGUGGAGUUGAUCUGUUUUUACAGCCUAAAACCGAGCAAAACAAAGACCAACGUCUGAGCCAAGACUUGACCAGGCGGGUCAAAUCUCAUUCAGGGGCAAAGAGAGAUGGUGGCGUUGCCAAAAAGAAGAAACCAAAAGAGACGUCGGCGCCCCGAAAAAUGAAACCAGUGAAGAAGGAAAAGAGGCCAACGAGGAUUCCGGUGUUUCUCUCGGCGAAGGAAGCGGGCGUGACCGAAGGGGCUACGAGGCUUGCGUCGGUGAUUGCCGAAGAGAAGCCGAUCAAGACGACGCUGUGUGCGAAGCUGUGCUUCCAGUGCGGCACCACAGGGGGCGCUGUGAAACUUCGGCGCUGCAAUGGCUGUGGCGUAGCCAUGUACUGUUCGCGGUAGGUGAUAAUAGACCGAUCUCAUAGCUCUGCCCAUGCACCUCGGUCAAAACGUAAAAAUGCAAAUAUUUGACGGACCUGCAGCCGCUCUC